Sesamum indicum (sesame) is the source of this 1027-nucleotide messenger RNA. Its product is annotated as putative mitochondrial protein AtMg00240. Lineage: Eukaryota; Viridiplantae; Streptophyta; Magnoliopsida; Lamiales; Pedaliaceae. The record is from RefSeq and is a predicted model, not a curated record.
GUGAAGUGUUGGGCAAUAAAUGCAAGUGAAAAAUAAAAAGGGAUAAUUUAUUUGACUAACGUUCCCAAGGAUGCCAACCUUCUUGAUGAAAAGGUUACUUCUAUGCCUCUGCCUCCUGGCCUUAAACUUACCUCGGACAUUGUGUCUCUCUUACCUUAUCCGGCGUCUUCUCUACCUUGGUUUACCAGUCCUGAUGUCUCUUUUGCGAUCCAACAAUUAAGCCAAUUCCUCCAGUAUCUCGAAUCCUUCCAUUGGAUGCUGCCGUUCAUGUCCUUCGUUAUCUCAAGGGCACAUCUUCUAUAUGGUCUCUUCUUUCCUUCCAACAACAAUCUUCGGCCCUCUGUUUACAUUGAUGCUUCUUGGGCGUCUUGUCCUGACUCUCAACGCUCAAUCAUAGAUUUCUGCAUCUUCCUAGGUUCCAUCGUUUCCUGGAAAACAAAGAAACAUCCCACUGUGUCCCGGUCUUCCGCCGAAGCUGAGUAUUGCAAUAUGGGAGCUGCUGGCGACCAUCCACAUCACUGCAAAUCCAUUUUUUCACGAACGGAAGAAAUAUUUGGACAUCGAUUGUCAUCUUGUCCGUGAUCAAUUCAAAUUGGGAUUCAUCAAACCUUCUCAUAUCCCUAGCCGUGAGUAGUUGGCUGAUUUGUUCACAAAAACUCCUUUGAUUGGAUAUUUUUCGCGUCUGUUCGUCAAGCUGGGCUUGGCACCCCAAGCUCCACCUUGAAGGGGAAUGUAGCAAAGUGGAGGUUGGAGGCGUUGACUAGACGACCAGUUGUUGAGUUGGACGAUGACGUGGAGAUGAAAUGGAGCCACCAGUCAUUUGUUUAUUUCUCUUGUAUUUUCGCCUUUUUCAUAUACAUACUUUUAUUAGUUAGAAACGUUUUCUUAUAAUUAGAGUUGUUAAGAGUUAGUUAGCCUAUAAUUUUUCUUCCUCUGUAUAUAAGCUCCUCUGUACAUCUUCUCUACAUUCUAGAUACAAGUUUACGGAAAUGAAGAAAUUCUUCUUCACAGUUCAAUUUUCCCAUAU